GGAGAAGCGGCGCCAUGCCGAUUGGAGAAAAGCUGGAGGUUUUGCGGCGGCAAGCCACUCAGAGGCGGCUGAAGAAGUUCGCCCAGCUGAGAGGUAAAGUUGUACCGACUGGGGAAUUCUGGGAUGUAGUUGUAAUAACAGCAGUUGACAAAAACCAGGAAAUUGCAUACCAACAACAGUUAUCAGAAAAGCUGAAGAGAAAGGAACUACCUCUUGGUGUUCAUUACCAUGUUUUUGUAGAUCCCCCUGGACCCAAAAUUGGAAAUGGUGGAUCAACACUCCAUGUCCUUCGUUGCUUGGAAGAGCAUUAUGGUGAUAAAUGGGAUUCUCUUACUGUCUUAUUAAUCCACUCUGGUGGCUAUAGUAAGCGUUUACCAAAUGCAAGUGCCCUGGGAAAAAUUUUUACAGCUUUGCCUUUUGGAAACCCAGUUUACCAGAUGUUGGAUUUAAAACUGGCAAUGUAUAUUGAUUUUCCCAUCCAAAUGAAUCCAGGCAUUUUGAUUACUUGUGCAGAUGAUAUUGAACUUUAUAAUAUUGGAGAAACAGACUUAAUCAGAUUUGAUCAGCCUGGAUUUACUGCUUUAGCUCAUCCUUCCAGUUUGACCAUUGGUAUGACUCAUGGUGUAUUUGUAUUGGAGCCAUCUUCACAUUUGACAGAAAAGGAUGAACUUGAAUACCGAUCUUGUAACCAUUUCCUGCAUAAGCCUAGCAUUGAGACCAUGCGUCAGUCUGGAGCAGUAUGUGUAAUGAGUCAUACAUCUCCUAGAGGGAUGGGAGACUCAAGAUUCUUCAACUCCGAGUAUGUGUAUACAGAUAGUCUGUUUUACAUUGAUCACUCCACUGCAAAACUGUUGUUGACAUUUUAUAAACAGAUGGGCAAGCUUUACUGUGAAAUAGAUGCCUAUGGUGACUUUCUGCAGGCACUGGGACCUGGAGCAACACAAGAUUAUGCAAGAAAUAUAGAAAACGUCUCUAAAGAAGAAUUGUGUUUAGUGGAAACCAGAGAAAAAAUAUUUAGUCUUCUAAAAGGAUUGCCUCUCAAUGUUAUACUCUUAAAUAACUCCGAAUUCUGUCACAUUGGGACCACAUACGAGUGCUUGUUUCAUUUCACUUCUGAUAGAAAGCUGAAAUGGGAAAUGGGUUUGCUGCCAAACGUUUUCAGCAUCUGUCCAAAGACUGCAGAAGGGUUGGAGAAAUCAGCAUGUAUUAUUCAUAGCAUACUUGGUCCCAUGAGCUCUGUUGCACCGGGCUCAUUAGUUGAGUACUCCAGGCUGGGAUCUGAGGUUUCUGUGGGAACUAACAGUGUUAUCAGUGGUUGUUGCAUUGAUAUCAAAGCACACCUACCACCAAACACUUUCAUAACGACAAUUAGUGUGAGGAUUGAUGGACAAGUAAUGUAUGUAAGCAUGGUGUUUGGAACAGAAGAUGAUUUGAAAAAGACUGUGACAAAGUUGUCUGAUACACACCUACUUCAUUAUUUUGGAGUCAGCCUUGACCAAUGCUUAGAGCUCUGGGACUUGAGAGUUUCAGACCAGCUCUUUUCUGGUCACCAGACAUCUUUAGAUUUAUGGACAGUUCGGAUUUUCCCUGUUUGCUCCACUUUAAGUGAUUCAGUGGAAGUGUCAUUAGCGAUUUUAAACUCUGUGAAGAAAAUGUCACCUUUUCAGCUGGGUGGUUUUAAACUAUUGUCUAUUGAAGAAAUGCUUUACUACAAAGAUGUAGAAGACAUGUUGAGAUUCAGGCAGCAACUUUAUGAAGAAAUCACUCUGCAGAGACUGAAAGAGAAAUCUGAUUUGUAAAAAUGUAUGAAAAUGGUAUGGCUUCCCCUGUUCUUUAGUUUUGAAGAGGAUUUAUUGCUUUCAAGCUUUGAGAAACCCAGUACCAAAUGGUACAGACACAUUUAUUGUGUUUCAGUGAAGUAGAAAUAAUGAAAUAGCAUUAGCAGUGUUAUUGUAGCAUAACAUUAAUAAUGCAAAAAUGCAGAUAAACUAUUCUUUUGAUGAAAAAAUUAAUGAAAUAUUUCAAAUCUAUAAAAACACAAAGAGGCAAAUUUUCUUGAAUGUUAUUAAACUUUUGGAUUUUAAUUCUAGUGGGAAACAGAACUUAUUAAUUAGAAGCUUGAUUGCAAGCCACUUAAAAGUUUUUUGAAAGAUGAAUGGUAGCUCUAACAACACCUUCACCUACUCAGGAUUGUUUGUUUUGAAGUGACCAAAAAAGCUGUGUAUUUGAAAGUAUCUUUCUAAAUUGCUGAGUACUGAAACUUCAAAAGAAAAGUUGGUGAGUGCAUUCGUAACAUAAUUCUGUAUUUUAUGCAUGAAACAAGCUCCACACUGAAUGCCAUUUUUGCAAGGGAGGAGUUAAGGCAAAAUAGACUGGAGUACAACAUCUGAAGCUAUAUAUGCCUUUUCAUAUCUUGAACAAUGAAGCCGUGCCUCUUGAACAUUACACUUUUCUAGUUAAUAUAAUAAUACUUCCGCACAAAACUUUUUUUUUGAUUCACCAGGUCUAAAUUUGGAGAAGUCAUUUCAAGGCGUGUUGCUUUCAGUGCAAGCUUCUGGAACAUUCUGUAAAGUUGUUUAUCAUGGACAUAUUAAUAAUAUACUAGAUAUACCCUGGCAUUAUCAUUUCUUGCAAUAAGGCAAAUUAUUCAAAUAAAAUAUUCAAGAGUACCUUUCUCUUUAACUAAAA
Messenger RNA from Eublepharis macularius, 2688 nucleotides. It is a transcript of the gene FPGT, whose product is annotated as fucose-1-phosphate guanylyltransferase. Gene Ontology annotation, molecular function: transferase activity, transferring phosphorus-containing groups. The transcript is spliced from 4 exons. Bases 15 to 1799 code for a protein of 594 amino acids. Lineage: Eukaryota; Metazoa; Chordata; Lepidosauria; Squamata; Eublepharidae. The record is from RefSeq and is a predicted model, not a curated record.